UUGUCCUCGCGGAACCAUUGUCUUACGCUCACGUUCCGGCCGGACAUUAUUAGUAGAAACACAACAAUGGCGGCCAGCUUUUUAAGAUCUGGGCGACUGGCUUCUCUCAAGUGUCUCCAGGUGGACGGCUGGGGCGCGCUGAGGAACAGCCCGGCUGUUUGGUUCUGCUCCCAAGCUAAAGACUCAACAAAGCCUGUGAAGAAGACCAAAGCUGCAGCUAAGACAGCUGCAGAUGACCGGUCGGCCCUGCUAGCCCACAAGACUGCAGUCUUGUUUCCUGUUAGGCUGUCAGAGCCCGGGGCUUUGUCGGUCCAGACUCCAGGAGAACCCGAGGCACCAAUCAGCUCUUCUGCUAUCGCUGAACCACCUGACCUGACUGGCUUCCAGCAUGCCGCCCAGGUUGUUGCCGACACAGCUCCUCCCGAAUCCCCCCCAGCUGGAGGUGUUCAGGUGAACAGUAAAACCUCAGCACCAGAAGAGGCUCCGGCUCUGGUUCCAGCAGCAGACGAUGCCUUCCCAGCUGCCACAACCCCUGAUGAGUUGUCUUCCUCAUCAUCAAGUGACUCUGAUUCAGACUCAGAUUCGGAGGAUGAGGAGCUGGAAGAGCAGACUGAUACCAGGAGUUCAUCAUCAGAAUGUAUAGAAGCUACUCUACUAGAAAAGACACAAGUCCAGGACUUCAAAGGUACUGAAGGAUGGGCUGAUGCUGAAACCAAACACGAGGCAGCAGAAGCAGUUCCGCCUACAGUGAACCCAGCCAGUGUUGCUCCUGAAGAGUCAGGAAAGUUAAGUCCUGAGAUCGGUGCUCCUACACGAGGGGCAGCAGAGGCUUCCAGGUCAGAGGUCCAUGCUGAUGUGGCAGAAAGUGCUUCAGUCGUCACCGUUGCUAAAAACAAAUCUCCAGCUUCAGAUGUAACCCAGGCUGAUGUUCCUGUGGAGGUCAUGAAGAAUUUCAUAAAGGAUCCUGCAGAACCAGUGGUAGCCUCUACUGGAGAGUCUCAGGAUGGAGCUGCUGUGAGUGCUGUGACAUCAGAGAGUGCACCCGCUGAAGCUCUCGCUGCUGCCGUUUCCAUUCCUACAGACAACACAGAGGAGCUGUUGGACCCUGCCCCGGUUUCAGCUGAAGCUGCAGAAGCACUCGCCGCUGCACCUGCUGCAGCACCAGCUAAAGCACUCGCCGCUGCACCUGCAGAAGCACCAGUUAAAGCACUCGCUGCUGCACCUGCAGAAGCACCAGCUAAAGCACCCGCUGAAGCUCUCACUGCUGCCGUUUCCAUCCCUACAGACAACACAGAGGAGCUGGUGGACCCUGCCCCGGUUUCAGCUGAAGCUGCAGAAGCACCCACUGCAGCACCAGCUAAAGCACUCGCUGCUGCACCCGCUGAAGCACUCGCUGCUGCACCCGCUGCAGCACCAGCUAAAGCACCCGCUGAAGCUCUCGCUGCUGCCGUUUCCAUCCCUACAGACAACACAGAGGAGCUGGUGGACCCUGCCCCGGUUUCAGCUGAAGCUGCAGAAGACGAGCUGCAGGCCGAGACUCCUGCUGAACAGCCUAAGGAGGCAGCAGCAGCAGAAACUCCAGCGCCCGAGGAGCCUUUUGACAACAGCACGUAUAAAAACUAUCAGCACCACGGCUACACCGCCUACACCUUCGUAGACCUGGAUGUGGCGAUGGCCCAGUAUCGUCUCCCCCAGCCUUCCUCUGGCAGACCCUCACCCAGACACUGAGCUGAACCUUAUGUUUAAUGUUAAUGUGAUUGUCCCAAAACCUAAGAUGUGAUUAAAGUACACAAGCUGAUGUGA
Molecule: messenger RNA, 1803 nt
Organism: Nothobranchius furzeri (turquoise killifish)
Lineage: Eukaryota; Metazoa; Chordata; Actinopteri; Cyprinodontiformes; Nothobranchiidae
Gene: ndufv3
Product: NADH:ubiquinone oxidoreductase subunit V3
Biological process (GO): mitochondrial ATP synthesis coupled electron transport
Cellular component (GO): mitochondrion
Source: RefSeq, a predicted model, not a curated record